AUGCUUACAAAUUACAAGCGCAAGAGUAACCGGCAGUCAUGGACCGCUCAGCAGUUGGAACAAGCCAUUAAGGCUGUAAAAAGUGGAUCGCCGGUGAAGACAGCAGCUAGAAGUUACGCAAUUCCAAGAUCCACACUGAUUCGCCACUUCACAAGUCCAACUGUAUCAACUCGGCUAGGACCUCUUGAUUCCGUAUUCAAUUCUCAACAAGAAGAGGAGCUGGUACAAGAUCUGUUGGAUUUGAAAAAGAGGUUCUAUGGAAUAACGAUGACUAAUUCUACCAAGAUGGCUGGAAAAGCUUGGCUAAGCAAUUUUCUGAAACGAAAUCCCAAAUUGUCGUUCCGUAAACCUGAAGCUACCUCUGCCGCCCGAGCCAGAGGCUUCAAUAAGCCAGCAGUAUCUGCGUUUUACGAUUUGCUGGAAGAAGCGCUGAAAGAUCCCAAAUUGACACCAGAUCGUGUUUUGAACGCAGAUGAGACUAGUGUUUGUACCGUUCCUCCGAAGAAGUCUAAGUCGGAAUUGAAAGACAAAAAACAGGUUGGUGGUAUUACAUCUGCGGAACGCGGAGAAACAGCUACGGCAGUAAUGUGCAUGUCCGCAACCGGACAACACCUUCCGCCGUUCUUCAUUUUUCUUCGCAUGCGGAUGCACGAAGCUUUGAAGAAAGGGGCAUCACGUGGAAGCAAAUUUGCCUGUAAUGCAUCGGGUUACAUGACGGUCGAAAUAUUCAAUGAGUGGUUCGAUCACUUUUUGGAGCAUGUAAAACCUUCUGAAGACAGUCCUGCAUUGCUCAUAAUUGAUGGCCACUCGUCGCACACGAAGAACCUAGCUUUUACCGAGAAAGCUAGAGCUAACUUUGUUAAGGUUCUAGUUUUACCACCUCACACUAGCAACAAACUUCAAACGCUUGAUGUAUCCUUUAUGGCACCUUUCAAGACGUACUACGCACAGGAAGUAGAGCGGUUCCUACAACAGAAUCCAGGUAAAGUCGUCAGCCAAUAUGACGUUGCCGAGCUCAUAAAACCUGCAUUCAUCAAGGCGGCUACUACCGAAAUUGAUGAGAAUGGGUUCGAAAAAACAGGAAUUUGGCCAUUUGAUCGUAAUAUUUUUUCCGAUGAUGACUUUGCCCCGGCCACGGUGACUGAUCAACCCGAUCCUGAGAUUCUUCGUGAAGAAGAGACGUUUCGAUUGCAUCUUGAAGGCGCGCCUAGUCAAUCGACCGUAAAUCGCAUUUCCUGUGAGGAUAAAGAAGUUCAAGUGCUUCCCGAAGACAUCAUGGCUGAUUUCGCAGAACCGGACAGCAUCUCAACGGCCAAUAACCCGGUGUUUGAAAUAUCUCCGUCGAUCAUACUUCCGUUACCGAAAAUGGUCACCCCGAGAGUCACGAAGAGAAAACGCCAAGCAGAAAAGGCAGCUGACAUAACGUCUGCUCAAUACGCUGACACUUUGAAGAAGGCGAAAGCAUCGAAAGACAUUAAAUCCAUCAAAAAAGAACAAAAACAACGCUCUUCGAAGAAGCCUAAGCAAAAUAAGGGCAAAGGGGACACCUCAUCUGAUAAUCUAUGCGAGAAAUGCGGAAGCCAGUUUUCUGAUUCAGAUUUCGGGACAGGUUGGACAAUAUGCUUACAAUGCCUUUCAUGGUUCCACGCUGAAUGCUUUACUUCUGCUGCAACUAUUUGUCAGAACUGCUCUUGA
Messenger RNA from Toxorhynchites rutilus septentrionalis, 1695 nucleotides. RefSeq lists its product as uncharacterized. The record is from RefSeq and is a predicted model, not a curated record. Lineage: Eukaryota; Metazoa; Arthropoda; Insecta; Diptera; Culicidae. Bases 1 to 1695 code for a protein of 564 amino acids. The transcript is spliced from 3 exons. Gene Ontology annotation, cellular component: nucleus. Gene Ontology annotation, molecular function: DNA binding.